AUGCCCUCGAGAGCUCAUCGCGAUUAUCAAAAAGGCUUUGCCGGGAAGAUAGGAUGGGGUCAAAGACCGGCGCUGUUACUUGUCGACGUUUGUAACGCCUACUGGAGCGAUGCGAGUCCAUUAGACACCAAAUCGAACGCUGCGUCUGCGGCGGCGCCCGCGUCCAUCGCAAAACUCGUCGCUGCCGCCCGCCAAGGCAAGGUACCGUUGAUCUGGACGCGAGUCGAAUACACGGAGCCAGACAUGUCGGACGCGGGACUUUUCUACAGCAAAGUACCGCUACUGAAGCUGUUCCAGACCGGCUGCGGAAAUGGCCUUGAAAAAUGGAUUCCAGGAUUAGAGCCUGCCGCUGGCGAAGUCGUUGUCUGUAAACGCUACCCGUCCGCGUUCUUCGCAACCGAUCUCGCGACACGACUCCAACUCUACAACGUCGAUACUGUGAUAAUAUGUGGCGUCAGUACAAGUGGUUGCGUGCGCGCGACUGCUCUCGACGCCAUGUGUUUUGGAUUUCGACCAAUGGUUGUUGGAGAAGCAUGCGGUGACAAGUCCCCUGCUGUCCACGAUGCGAACAUUUCCGAUAUCAACGCAAAGAUGGCUGAUGUUGUUUCUGAAGAUGAGGCAAUCGAGAAACUGGAGGCUGGAUGGCAAUGA
Alternaria atra is the source of this 651-nucleotide messenger RNA. RefSeq lists its product as uncharacterized. NCBI's taxonomy places the organism in Eukaryota, Fungi, Ascomycota, Dothideomycetes, Pleosporales, Pleosporaceae. The transcript has 2 exons. The coding region runs from base 1 to 651 and encodes 216 amino acids. The record is from RefSeq and is a predicted model, not a curated record.